Molecule: messenger RNA, 1354 nt
Organism: Esox lucius (northern pike)
Lineage: Eukaryota; Metazoa; Chordata; Actinopteri; Esociformes; Esocidae
Gene: ubxn1
Product: UBX domain protein 1
Exons: 10
Coding region: 13-1041 (342 amino acids)
Molecular function (GO): protein binding
Source: RefSeq, a predicted model, not a curated record
AUUUUGUAUCCUAUGGGGCCUCCGUACUUCCAUGUGGACAGAACAGGAACGUCGAGUAGCAAGCAGUGUUGUGUGUUGACUGAUUCCGAAUGUGAGUUGUUCAUUCUGCCCAAACAAAUACUCAAAAUGGCAGAACAAACAACGUUGGACAGCCUUUUGGAAAUGGGUUUUGACAGAAACAGAGCGGAAAAGGCUGUGGCACACACCGGUAACCAGGGCAUAGAACGGGCCAUGGACUGGUUGAUGGAACAUGAGGGGGACCCAGAUAUUGACGAGCCCUAUGUACCUCCUGUGGGGAAUGUGCUUGGAGGAACUGACCAACAGCCCAGUCCAUCAGCAAAUCCCACGGCUGAAGGAGCAGACUCAGCUCCAGAUGCUGGUAACCAGAUGAUUCAAGAUGGGGACACAAAACGGCCAAUGACAGAGGAGGAGAAACGUGAGCAGAUAAAGAGGCUAGAGGAGCUGAUGCGGGUGAAGCAGGAGGAGCGGAGAGAGAGGGAGCGAGCAGAGGAGGUGGAGAGAGAGAAGCAGAGGAGGCGGCAGGGCCAGGAGUUACUGCAGGUCAAACAGAAAUUGCAGGAGGAUGAAAUGAAGAAAAUGGCAGAGCUGCGCCGGAGAGAGAAGGACGACGACAAAUUGGCCAAGCAACGGGUGCGAGAGAAGAUUGCUCGUGACAGAGAGGAGCGAGCGCUGAAGUUUGGAGGCAGUUCCUCCAGUACAGCCCUCACCUCCCCCCCAGCAGAGGGUCCUCCCUCCUCUCCCCCCAGCCAAGGCCCACCACCCGCCAAGAAGGACUACGACGAAUGCAGGAUACAGGUGCGUAUGCUGGAUGGCUCAGCGUUGACCUCCGUUUUCAAGGCACAGGAGCCUCUGGCUGCCGUGCGUGUCUACAUCCAGAUGAAUGGCAAUGCCCCUGAGGGCCAGGACUUCACGCUUCUUUCCCCUUACCCCCGUCGUGUCUACACAGAACUGGACAUGGAGAAACCUCUACGGGAGCUGGGGUUGGUGCCUUCAGCUGUGCUGGUCGUUGCCAAGAAAUAAGGACAUUGGAGUAAUACCAUUCUGUGAGCCAAACAACCUCUAUUCAAUACAUCAUUAACCGCCACAGGACAAAGACCGGGAUUUCACCUAUGGAUUGACUCAUUCAACAAACACUGAACUUUAAUCUGAAUCUUAUGUAGCAACACAAAUGGAUGACUAUUGAUUCUCAUGGGUCCUAUUUUAAGACCAGGCUUGUGCUGACAGACUUUCCACUACAAAAGUUGUGGUUUUUCUGCGUUAAAUAAUUUGAGUGGUGUUAUUGCAUAACCACAAAACAAUUGCUUGAAUAAAACUGACUUGGAGAGUAAUGUGA